UAUAAAUUAUUGGAGUUUAUUUUCCAAAUGCAACGUAAUUUGGCGACGGUGAAGCGUCCCUUUUUUUCUUCUCUCUCUCCUGGAGAGUCGUGCCUUCCGAACGGAUUUAAUCAGCUCGAGUUGCUGUGAGUAAUCUGACGCAGACAGCAACGGGGGAGCCAGGCCGUUGAAACGGCGGCGGCGUUUUGUUUUUGGAGCAGCUUGAAGACAGGCUGCAAUAAAGCAAAUCCGCAAUGACCACCUCUGUCUUUUCUGCUCCUGAUCGGGAAUUCCAAAGAGCUGGGUAAAAAAAAAAUGGAGCGAGGGCAACCAAGAGACAGAGACGUCGAACCAGCCAGGAUGUCAGAUUCGAGCCUCAGCACCGAUUGCGAGGAGCAAAGUUUUCCGGGGCUGUCCUUGCAGAUGAAGAGCAAGCUUCAAGCUCGGGAAGGGGCACCUUGUAAAUAAAGACACACACAGACAGAGGGGGGAAAAAAAAACAUAAACAGAGAGAACUGCGGAUGCUGGAGACCUGAAACAGAACAGAAAGCAGAGGAGAGGCGCUAGAGAAAUUCAGCAAACAUCUGCGGAGAGAGAGCAAACUGAACGUUCUCUUCGAGUGAAUGUUUUGAGUGACUGUGCAGAGAAAGGAACAAAAUCGGUGCAAACUUGUGUGAUUUUCCCCCUUUCUCUCUCCUUAACAAUCCAAUCCCAACCCACAGUCCAUUCACCACCGUCCAGGUUUGUGCCAUGUAAAUAAAAGACAAGAGAGAGAUCCCUGGGCAAGGUUUUGCUCCUGGCGUUGGUGUGAAGAUGGUGGAUCCUCUUCCCCUGUGUCAGCCACGGCCAGUUCCGCGGAGAAUCAACCAGGGAAGCGGCCAGGAGCAUGGGUGGCGAGAACCGCCGUUUGCCAGCUCUCUGAAUAAUGUCAACCAGAGACAGUUCUCCCAGGCACUUCAGUGACAAGGUAGCGCAGACCCCGGCCAAGGAGCUGAUCCGGAACCGCAUGAAAAUGGUCAUCGACCAGCUCGAAGUUAUCCUCCAGGAGCUGAAGGAAGUGGCGAAGGAGCUGAAGGAGGUAGUGAAACAGAUCGACAAGCUGACCUCCGAUUUUGAUUUUGAGAUGGAGCCAGAUGACUGGACAAUCGCCACAAUGAGUAGCACCUCCAGCAGCGACACUGCAAGAAACCACGACAGAUGUGGGCCCUUUUCCGACUACGGGCAACUCGGAUUCCUGACUCCUGACAUCCUGUCGGACAGUUGGGAGUUCUGCUCCUUCCUGGAGCUUCCAGGAGAGACGAGUAAAGUGGAGGCAGGAAGUGACGACAAGGAGCUCCCACACACCCCAUCCGAGGUGGACUACAGGAUGAUGAACGGAGGAUUGAUCCCCAAUGGGCCUGAGGGCUGUGCUCCUGAUACCUCCAGCGAGGACACCAUUAGCAGUGCCCCCAGUCACAAGGCCCUCCUGAGGACCUCUGGCACCAGGGAGCGGGUGCGUUUCAGCGAUAAGGUUCUGUACCAUGCGUUGUGCUGUGACGACGACGACGAGGAGAACGAGGAGCCAGAGGAGGAGACGACUGUGGCCCCUACAGCGAGUCCUGGUGCCGGUCCAAGCGAGAGCCACGAGAGGGCCGGCAGCGUUGCGCCCAAAGCAUCGUCCUCGCUGUCCGCCUCCAAACCCCGACAUCACUGCCCGCCGUCUGCCGUGCCCGCCAAAGGCAAUCCUUCCGCCAGGAAAACAACCAUGAGGAAUAACAGCACACAAACCGUGUCCCACAAAAGCACUCAGACACUCCUGUCAUAUGGGUCCUCUAAGACACAACAGAACUCAAAGAGAGAGGGGCCAAAGUAGCCACCACAUCCUCUGCCCCAUCUCCCCCAUCCCACCCCACCCUAGAUGGGAUACUGCUUGACUACCUAUUGGCAUCAUGAGGCUCAGGGAUUUUCAAUAGAAUAUAUUAAGAAAAAAAAUUGUUUUACAGAAAAGGUAGAUUCCAAAAUUUUGCACCCAUUGACUAAUUGCAUAAAAAUGCACUUUAAGAAUCUACUUUUUUUAGCUUUAUUUUACCUGGUACCUUCAAGAUUGUAGGAGGCUUUUAUUUUUUGUCUUAAGUCGCAGAAUUUAAUCUUGCCUGAGUACUGUGCCUGUAAAUAGAGCGUGCUUCCAAACAAGCCUUUCUAUCUUUGUGCUCUGCUUUCCUGGCAAUGUCCUACAGUUGAUAAUGGUUUUCACUCCAUACUUUAUUAAUUUCUAGAGCAGUUAAAUCUGUCCCAAUUUAAUUGGUUUGUUCUUUAUUUUCUAAAAGAAAUGAAGAUUUCCAGCUGCUGAUGUCUGUUCUGCAUCCUUUCAGGCAUUUUGCUGAACCAUUAUGCCAUUUCAGAUGACCCAACAUCCACAUUAAGUGAGACCAGAUGGAACCACAAUGAAUGGGGGAAAUAAAAACCAUGUGCUGUCCAUUAAUUAAUUCCAUCAGUUGAAUGAACUGAAAAAUCUGAAUUUUAUGUUUUUUUUUAAAAAUGUGCAUAAAAUGCUUCCAUAAUAUUCAGCAGGCAUUUGAACCCAUUGAAUGCUAUGACAGUGUGUAAUGUUAUCAUUUUAGGUAUCAGAUAAAGGACAGAGCAGUGGUUUAAAUCAAGACAGAGCAUUUUGUUCCGACAAGAUUUUUCUUUUGAAAGACACUGUGAAGCAGUCUGCUUGGAAAAAAAA
This is a messenger RNA of Rhincodon typus (whale shark), 2686 nucleotides long. RefSeq names its product inhibitory synaptic factor 1 (gene insyn1). NCBI's taxonomy places the organism in Eukaryota, Metazoa, Chordata, Chondrichthyes, Orectolobiformes, Rhincodontidae. The record is from RefSeq and is a predicted model, not a curated record. Gene Ontology annotation, biological process: inhibitory postsynaptic potential. Gene Ontology annotation, cellular component: postsynaptic density. The transcript is spliced from 3 exons. The coding region runs from base 905 to 1831 and encodes 308 amino acids.